UAAACUUGCGAAUGGCGCUAUCGCUUAUGUCAAUCUCGGAGAGUUUGAAUGGUGUCGUCCCGCCCCCCAGUACGCCAGCAAGAGUCAAACGAGAGACAUCGAGCAAACACGCUAUUCCUACAGCGCAGUGUGACAGCGACGCCCAAGUCCCAGCCUCCACAUGCGACCAUGUGCGACACGUCUAUCAUCGGGCCGAGAUGCUUCAAGCUUUUUAUGCAUCCCAACUAGAGUAGUCUCGCCAUGUUUUAUCUACUGGCAUUCUU
Messenger RNA from Phanerochaete carnosa HHB-10118-sp, 263 nucleotides. RefSeq lists its product as uncharacterized. The record is from RefSeq and is a predicted model, not a curated record. The coding region runs from base 12 to 233 and encodes 73 amino acids. The transcript has a single exon. NCBI's taxonomy places the organism in Eukaryota, Fungi, Basidiomycota, Agaricomycetes, Polyporales, Phanerochaetaceae.